This is a messenger RNA of Aureobasidium vineae, 786 nucleotides long. The record is from the annotation of a GenBank genome assembly. Lineage: Eukaryota; Fungi; Ascomycota; Dothideomycetes; Dothideales; Saccotheciaceae.
AUGCAGGCUCUGAGGAUACUGUCGUUGGUUGUAUUCUUCACGUUCGUCUUGGGUAUUUACUCGUCUCCGGUGUUGCAUGAGCGGGCUAUCUCGAAAUGUACGCCAAAAGACAUCGCGAUCGUACGCCGUACGGUCAAAGAUGAGGCAUAUUUCUGCAAGUGGUGGCUUUCUGAAACCAAAUCUCCAUUCCUGGAGUUCAGUCCUUUGCAGGUGACCGAUCUUUGCCGAUGCAUCUCGCCAGCAAAGACUACUACGAAGAAGAAGCGUGCAGAAUUGAUCGAGGAGGCCACUGUCGAGGCUCGUCUUGAGAGAAGACAAACCAUGACAACCUGCAGAGCCAAACUAAGCAUUCAGUUCAGCCAGCCUUGGCGCUUCUGUGUCUUCUAUACCUCAUAUCCCAGGACCACCUCUCCGUUUGCUAGAUACUCUGCUAAAGGAUUGACCAAGCUGUGCGGCUGCGUCAAUGGAAACGUAGUCUCAACUUCUUCCAAGAAAACUCUGACAUUCACCAAAAGCGCAAGCCGUACGGUCAACCCAUUCUCGAAGGCUUCAUCUUCAAGCAAGAAGCACCUCGGUCAAGUCAGUCACGAAGGUCUCGUCCUCGUCGAAGCUUUCGAGCAGCUCGACCAAGCCUACCUCCCAAACUUCCUCCUCGUCAAGCAAACUUAUAAGCAGCUCUUCAAAACUUGUGUCCAGAACUUUAUCCUCGAGCAAGGCCGCCACCGAGUCGACUCUCAGCAAGUUUUCAAGCGGUACUCACUCGACGUCGACAUCGGAAUCGUCUAG